GAGCAGCGCGAGCUGGCCCGGAAGGGCCGCCCCACCGCCACCCAUACGCGGCCCUGCCGCACAAUGUCCACCAGCGCAAGGCGCGCCAAGAGCGCCAAGUCCGGCUCUGGCAACGCCAGGACGCAGUGAUGCAGGAACUUAUCAAGAACCCUGCGACCCGCCGCCUAUCUCGGGCGACAUCAUUUCGCCAGAUCCGAGACCUCGAACAGGCGAUGGAGGCGGGCGAGUACAACCUUCCGCCUGCCUCUCCUGAGGCAGUAACCACUAAAAUCAGUGGGCGCGGGGAUGAGGGCCGCGUGCUUCCGGCAACGCCUGUGCCGGAGUUGGGCGGUGCCUCCGCCCCAUCAUGGCGGGCGCAGGCACACAGCUGCGUCCGGUUCGUGGACGGUGUCCCAGUACUCCGGUUGGCAGCGCGCCUGAAGUCAAAGGGCGGUCUUAAGCUUGCUGCCGGGCAGGGCCCUGGCAGCCGCCCUGUGCACUCGCUUAGCCUCCUUGCGGAUGAGAUCCGGUACCGCCUGCUGUAUGACGGUGUCCUGGUGGUGCAUGGCCGCCUGUACAGCUUCACGGAGCUAAACCCAGCCCGGCGACCAGCCAAGGCGGUAUCGGCGCAGAUG
Molecule: messenger RNA, 614 nt
Organism: Symbiodinium pilosum
Lineage: Eukaryota; Dinophyceae; Suessiales; Symbiodiniaceae
Source: the annotation of a GenBank genome assembly